UCUUCAGCAAAUGACUGGGUAUGCUGGCAUUUUUGCUAAUGCUUUGAAUGUCUGUCAUCUACCAGGUUUAAAAGUAAAUAAUGCUGUUUGAAUUCCAUAGGAUCUAUUUGCAACCGGUUGGAAAAUAAUAAUUAAUUCAGAUACCUAUAAAUUUUAUGUGAUAAAAGUAGUCUAGUCUUUCCUCUUGAAAAAUGGAUCAUGUAAUUCAUUUUUUUUAACAAUACUGUGUUAAUAUGAUCCCGACUUUAGAGUGAUAGUUUUCACUAACCUACCCAUUUCUUCUUUUGUCCUCUUUCUCUUGCAUUGUUUUGCCUUUGACUGUAUCCAUUGUGUAAUUUCACAUUCAACCACGGGUUUGCUCUUGAGAGUAGAGUGUUCCCAUGUGCCCACCUUCACCACUCAUCCACCGUGUUUCAUCGUUUUCCCCAAACCUACUGCCAGUCCCUGAAAUGGACUGGCUUUCAGACAUUUCAGAGGAAGACCCCUUUGGGGAGGCCGACCAGAUCACCCUAGACAGCUUAGAGCUCCUUUCCACAGGUGAAACAUCAGAGCAGGGGGACCCUGAAGUCGCCACAUCUGAUUUGGUCUUGGAUCCUACUGUAGUCCCUCCUCAGCCUGACUGUCCUUCUCCCAUCCAUGAGAAGACUCCUAAAGCGGCUGACCAUGAUGAUUCUGAGUGUGGUUACUUCUUCAGUUUCUACAAAUGUUUUCCCUCUGGCUUCCCCUCCCUUCUUGAUGAAGAUGGGUAUCUUGCUUUCCCCAGCCUCCCCAGGGUCUGGGUCUCCUUCCUCCCCGCUGGUGUUCAGCACUAUGUCCCCAUCACUUCCCCGUCAUUCAUUCCUUCCCUUAUCCUCAUCUUUGGGCUACUUCUCUCUGCUUCUCAGUCGGUUCCUUUUUCUCUCACCUUUUCCCUUCCUCUGGCUCUGUCCCUCUGCUAUCUGGAGGCUAAAGCCACCUCCUUUAAUGUUUCUUCUGACUGUGACUUGAAUGACAAAACAGAGGAAGAGGAAGCAGUUGCUGAUACUCCUACAUAAGCUUUAAUUUGUGGAGUCAACAAACCUUUAUCUUUAACCUUUCCUA
Molecule: messenger RNA, 1080 nt
Organism: Lemur catta (Ring-tailed lemur)
Lineage: Eukaryota; Metazoa; Chordata; Mammalia; Primates; Lemuridae
Product: band 4.1-like protein 3
Exons: 1
Coding region: 381-1034 (217 amino acids)
Source: RefSeq, a predicted model, not a curated record